CACUCGCCAUCAAGAGAUUACAUUCUUGAACGCUUGAACCUAGCUAGCUUCAACAAUGGCGGAAACUUCAAUAAGAGAAAUAAUUCCUCAUUUAGCUCUUCUACCAACUCCCGGUAUGGGUCACUUAAUCCCUCUCCUCCAAUUCGCCAAUAAACUCACCAACGACCAUCGCUUCUCCGUCACUCUCAUCCUCCCUACUGACGAUGGAGUACCCAUUUCCGAAUCUCAAAACCAAUUCCUCAAAACCUUCUCUUCUUCCGGUACACUAAAUUACCUCAUUCUCCCUCCCGUCAACUUCGACGAUUUACCUAAAAAUGUUAAAAUCGAAACCCGAAUAUCCCUUACGAUCACCCGUUCUCUCCCUUAUUUUCGCCAAGUUUUUAAAAAAUUAAUUGAAACAUCGAAAGUUGUUGCUUUAAUUGUUGAUCUUUUUGGUACCGAUGCAUUUGAAGUGGCUAAUGAAUUUAAUAUCCCGUUUUAUAUUUUUUAUCCAACUACUACUAUGUGUUUAUCUUUUUGCCUUUAUUUGCCUAUACUUGAUGCUGCUACUUCUGGGUCUUGUGAGUAUAGGGAUUUGAAGGAACGGGUUCGGAUUCCGGGUUGUAAUUCUAUUGAACCGGAGGAACUUUUGGAUCCGGUUCAGGAGAGGGGAAAUGAUGCUUAUAGAUGGGUUCUUCAUCAUUGUAAGAGGUAUAAAAUGGCGGAAGGAAUAAUAGUCAAUAGUUUUGAGGAUUUGGAACCAGGAGCCAUUAAAGCUUUGCAUGAGGAAGAACCAGGUAAGCCUCCGAUUUACGCAGUUGGACCGCUUAUACAUACGGAUGAGAGCAGUAUUGCUGAGGGAAUGGAGUGUUUGACAUGGCUAGAUGAGCAACCAUGUAACUCAGUCUUGUACAUUUCCUUUGGUAGUGGUGGAACACUCUCACAUGAACAACUAAUUGAACUUGCAAUGGGAUUAGAAAUGAGUAAGCAAAGAUUUUUAUGGGUUAUUAGAUGUCCAAAUGACACAAUUUCUAAUGCAACUUACUUCAAUCUCCACAUUCCAAGUAAUAAUAAUAAUAACCCUCUUGAUUUUUUGCCACAAGGGUUUUUAGAAAGGACAAAAGAGCAAGGUUUGAUGGUACCUAAUUGGGCCCCACAAAUACGAAUACUUAGUCAUGGGUCGACAGGUGGAUUCUUGACUCACUGUGGAUGGAACUCGGCUCUAGAGAGUGUGGUACAUGGGGUCCCGCUUAUUGCUUGGCCAUUAUACGCGGAACAAAGAAUGAACGCGGUAAUGUUAACCGAUGAUCUUAAAGUUGCGUUGAGGCCGAAAUUUAGUGAGAGUGGCUUGGUGAUGAGAAAGGAAAUUGCUGAAAUUGUGAAAGGAUUGAUGGAAGGUGAAGAUACAAAAGGGGUACACAGCAGAAUGAGAGAUUUAAAAGAUGCAGCAGCCAAAGUAGUUGGUGAAGAUGGCUCUUCCUCAAAGGCACUGGCUGAAUUGGCUUCCAAAAUGAGCAAAGUCUUAUGAAAUUAAUUACCUCUCCUGAUUUCCUUUUAUUUUAUGUUAACAAUUUUGUAUGGUUGUUCGUUACUUAUCAUUUCGUAGAAUAUCGUACAAUAUUAUAUUAUGUUGUAUUAUAUUAUUUUGAUGAAUAUCAUAUUUGUGUUGGAAA
Messenger RNA from Solanum dulcamara, 1652 nucleotides. RefSeq names its product hydroquinone glucosyltransferase-like. Gene Ontology annotation, molecular function: UDP-glycosyltransferase activity. Lineage: Eukaryota; Viridiplantae; Streptophyta; Magnoliopsida; Solanales; Solanaceae. Bases 56 to 1507 code for a protein of 483 amino acids. The record is from RefSeq and is a predicted model, not a curated record. The transcript is spliced from 2 exons.